CAGCCGUCCACCGCCCGCUAGGUAACUUGUGUUCUUGCGGCCGGGUGCCGGCGUCAGGUUAGGCCAGGCGAACAAAUUGAAACCAGAGUUGGCGAGAUGAAGGCACUGAUCUUGGUAGGCGGCUAUGGAACUCGGCUGAGGCCACUAACGCUGAGUACCCCGAAGCCGCUGGUAGACUUCUGCAAUAAGCCCAUCCUGCUGCAUCAAGUGGAGGCCCUUGCUGCGGUAAGGCCCGGGGUCUGUCCUGGGCGGAGGGACGUCUAGCGACUGAAGGUCAGGGGUGCCCGUACCUACCGGCUGAGCCCGCCUGUUCGCUGGCUUUAUCCUGUCCGACAGGCAGGCGUGGAUCACGUGAUCCUGGCUGUGAGCUACAUGUCGCAGGUGCUGGAGAAGGAAAUGAAGACUCAGGAGCAGAGGCUGGGAAUCCGAAUCUCCAUGUCUCAUGAAGAGGAGCCUUUGGGGACAGCUGGGCCCCUGGCAUUGGCCCGUGACCUGCUCUCUGAGACUGCAGACCCUUUCUUCGUCCUCAACAGCGACGUGAUCUGUGAUUUCCCCUUCCAAGCCAUGGUGCAAUUCCAUCAGCACCAUGGUCAGGAGGGCUCCAUCCUGGUGACCAAGGUGGAGGAGCCUUCUAAGUACGGUGUGGUGGUAUGUGAGGCUGACACGGGCCGCAUUCACCGGUUUGUGGAGAAGCCACAGGUAUUUGUGUCCAAUAAGAUCAACGCAGGCAUGUACAUCCUGAGCCCUGCAGUGCUGCAACGCAUCCAGCUGCAGCCUACGUCCAUUGAAAAGGAGGUCUUCCCCAUUAUGGCCAAGGAGGGGCAGCUAUAUGCCAUGGAGCUGCAGGGCUUCUGGAUGGAUAUCGGUCAGCCCAAGGAUUUCCUCACUGGCAUGUGUCUCUUCCUUCAGUCACUGAGGCAGAAGCAACCUGAGCGAUUAUGCUCAGGCCCUGGCAUUGUGGGCAAUGUUCUUGUGGAUCCAAGUGCCCGUAUUGGCCAGAACUGCAGCAUUGGUCCCAAUGUGAGCCUGGGUCCUGGUGUGGUGGUGGAGGAUGGUGUGUGCAUCCGGCGGUGCACAGUGCUGCGGGAUGCCCACAUACGUUCCCAUUCCUGGCUUGAGUCAUGCAUCGUGGGCUGGCGCUGCCAUGUGGGCCAGUGGGUGCGUAUGGAGAACGUAACUGUGCUGGGCGAGGAUGUUAUAGUUAACGACGAGCUCUACCUCAACGGAGCCAGUGUGCUGCCCCACAAGUCUAUUGGUGAAUCAGUGCCAGAGCCUCGUAUCAUUAUGUGAGGGGAUGCCUGGGGCUGGCUGAACCCGUAUUUCCCCAUCAGCAAGAGGAGCACUGGCUUGACACACAAAAGGCCCUGGACUUGGUGCUAUUUGUCUGGGGAGGAUUGGAUGAGGAUGAAGCUGCUGAACACCUGCCUUCUCACUUGGACAUAAAGUAGCAGAAUCCCUGCUGGGCCACACCCCACAAACCCCACUCCCUUAAAAAGGGCCAGGCCAGGGCUGUAUGGAAUAAUAAUUUAAUGUUUACUGUGGCCCUGAUUGAAAGUCAAACCCAGACAUUAUUAGGGCCACGGCCAGGCUCCUACCAAUGGGGCUACACACAGACAAAGAGGUUGGAUGUGGUGGGGGUGAUAGGGAACAGGGUAAGGGAAGCUCAUAAAUAGGUCUCUGCCUGGGUCUGGGUUUGCAGGUGGAGGUUUGGCAGGCCUAGGCAGCUGAGGAGGUGGUGCUUGUAUUAGCUGCCUUGUCCCAGUCCUCUACAGACACGAUGGUGGCUUUGCAGAAGAAGCAAUCCUUGUUGUUCAUCAGGUGCUGGUUGAUGCAGGCUCUGCAACGGGGAGGGGAUAAAGACUGUCUUGGAUGUUCCUACUGCCCCUUCCCAAAGCCCAUGGGGCCCCACUUACUUGCAGGACUUGUGUCCACAGGGCUGGAACACAGCAGAGAUGGGGUGGGCGUAACAGAUUGGGCAGAGAUCUUCCUCACUGGUGGGCUGCAGGGAGGGAAGUGAAGGGUAGUUGGAUAUGCUAUGCCUAUAUUGGUGUGCACACAUGUAUUCAAGUAGCAUGGGAUGUGCUGUGGUCCCACUCACCAGGGAUGCAGCUGCUGCCUGGGCAGAUGCAAAGGUCAGAUGUGUCAGCAUCUGCUCCACUUGUGCCAGCUCCUCAGCAUUGAUAUAAUCAGUAUCUGGGAUAGUGGUAGGUGUGUCAGGCCAGAUGUAGCCUAGAAUCUGGUGCCUUUUGAAUAAUCCCAGGCUGGGGAUUUGCUGUUCUUGGAGGUCCUGACUUCAGACAGUCCCAGAUCUUUUUUCCCUUAACCACCCCUGGCCCACUUACAGCUCUGCAGGGAGAAGCGCUUCCGGUCUGGGGCAGGCAGGACAGUGCCAGGUGCUGGGGGCUCUGGCUGCCCCAGAAGAUAGCAUAUGGAUCGGAGCUGGAAGCAGGGGUCAGCCAAAAGCACUGAUGUGGCUCUCUCUGUCCUAGGUAGGGAAGGGUAUAUAGUGUAAUCAGAACAGUGGGGGACUCCUGGGGUUGUGUGACCGUCCAAACCUAAUUGCAUUAAUACCUUUAUUUCCACCUCCCAGCCGCAACCUUCUAAGUCCUGGGGGGUCUCAGUGAAAUCACAUGCAGCCCAGGUACCAGUUUUGUGGGCUACCAUAAAACACCUAAAGUCCACCUGCCCCAUGAUACAAUAAUCCUUCAAAUAAAGAACAUUAGGAGCAGUUUA
Messenger RNA from Marmota flaviventris (yellow-bellied marmot), 2733 nucleotides. It is a transcript of the gene Gmppb, whose product is annotated as GDP-mannose pyrophosphorylase B. The record is from RefSeq and is a predicted model, not a curated record. Gene Ontology annotation, biological process: GDP-mannose biosynthetic process. Gene Ontology annotation, molecular function: GTP binding; mannose-1-phosphate guanylyltransferase (GTP) activity. NCBI's taxonomy places the organism in Eukaryota, Metazoa, Chordata, Mammalia, Rodentia, Sciuridae.